AGAAACAGAAAAAAAAUGGCAUUCAAUACAUCCAUUGAUUUCAACAGAACCAAAGAGUUGAAAGAGUUCGACGACACAAAAGCCGGUGUGAAAGGACUGGUUGAUGCCGGAGUACUUAACAUCCCCGAGAUUUUCGUUCGACCAGCCGAGGAGCUUGCCGCCAACAAAUCGAAUUCCUGCCAGAAAAACAACGUCGAAGUCCCGAUCAUAGACUUAAGCAACAUCAGAGACAAAAACCGGCGUAAGGAGAUCGUAAACGAGGUGAGGGUUGCAUCAGAGGAAUGGGGUUUUUUCCAAGUGAUAAACCAUGAGAUCCCCUUAAGUGUCUUGGAUGAAAUGAUUGAAGGUAUACGUUUCUUUAACGAGCAGGAUUCAGAGCUGAAGAAAGAAAUGUAUAGCCGUGACAGUGCGAAGAAAGUGAAGUUCAACUCUAACUUUGAUCUUUUCACUUCCAAAACGGCUGAUUGGAGGGACACUUUGAGCCUUUCUUUCCUUGAUUCUGAUCCCGACCCUUCAGAUUUGCCUCCAGUCUGCAGACUAUCAACAAUAGAGUACAUUAAGCAUACGAAAAGAUUGGGAGAAACUUUGUUCGAGUUGUUAUCGGAGGCUCUUGGUCUUCGACCGGACCGCCUUAACUCGAUCGGAUGCUGUAAAGGGAGUAUCCUACACUCCCACUACUAUCCACCUUGCCCUCAGCCUCAACUGACAUUAGGAAUAAGCAAACAUACAGAUCCAGGCAUAUUGACCCUGCUUUUUCAGAACCAUAUCAGUGGCCUCCAAGUCUUUCAUGAGGGCCAAUGGUUCGAUGUCCGCCCCACUCAAGGUGGCUUGGUCGUAAACAUCGGUGAUCUUCUGCAGGUUUUAUCCAAUGAAAAGUUCAAGAGUGUGAAGCAUAGGGCAAUUGCCAAUCAUGUCGGACCAAGAAUUACAGUGCCAUGCUUUUUUUGGGGACAUGCUACCCUGCUUGUGAAGCUAAUCGGGCCGAUCGAAGAGCUGAUAUCGGAGACGAAUCGUCCUCGAUACAAAGAAUUCUUGCUAAAGGAUUAUGUUGCCAAGUUUCUAUCUAGCUCUCUUGAUAACAAGCCUCCUAUAGAUUACUACAAGCUCUCUUGA
This is a messenger RNA of Hibiscus syriacus, 1113 nucleotides long. Its product is annotated as 1-aminocyclopropane-1-carboxylate oxidase homolog 1-like. The transcript has 3 exons. The record is from RefSeq and is a predicted model, not a curated record. NCBI's taxonomy places the organism in Eukaryota, Viridiplantae, Streptophyta, Magnoliopsida, Malvales, Malvaceae. Bases 16 to 1113 code for a protein of 365 amino acids.